AGUGCCACGGGCCGGGAUCCCGAGGAGCACCGGGAGCCACCGGAGCCGCCGGGCCCGGCCCGGCCCGUCCCGUGUGGAAACGGGGUAACCUGAAAUAGGGAGCGGGGACCACAGCCCCUGUCCGCCGGUCACCGGCCCGGGCCUGGCGGGAGGGCUCGCGGGGCAGAAACGGCACUAGAACGAGCAGUGCCCUGAAGGUUCACGUGUUGUGGGUUUCUGCUUGUGAAGGAGGGAUUCGUAUUUCACAAUUCCAUUGAAAGAGUUACUAAUUAAUUAAGCUAUGUUAAUGAAGUUAUUAAUUCAGUGAUGCCUCGCUUUAAAAACACAAUUGUAACAGUGAGGAACAAACUACUUCUCUACCAAUGUAGAGUUGCGGCUUUCACGAUGCGGUCUGCUGUGUGGCUCUUCCAGGGGAGCGGAGGAUGCGGUGGCGAUGAUGCUGCAGGAGCUGGUGGCCCGGGCAGCCGGCCUGCACUCGGCCAGAGCAGCAGUCUGCUUUGACGAGUGCUCUGGGAAACCUCCAGCCUUCUACACCUACGGCACAGUGCUUGAGCUUGCCCUGGAGCUGACAGCUUUCCUUCAGAAGCACUGUGACCACCAAGGCACAUGGGGAAUAGGCCUUUACUGCUAUCCAGGAAUAAACCUGCCGUCUUGGAUCUUAGGAAUACUUCAAGUUCCAGCAGCCUAUUCACCUAUUGAUCCGGAUGCACCACCAACCAUAUCCACGUACUUCAUGAAGAAAAGCAAUCUUCAAUAUAUUCUUGUUGAGAAUGACAAAGUAAAUAAAUUCCAGAUGUCCCAUGCUGGUUGUUUUUCCCACAAUUCCUCCGCCAUAGAACAUAUUGGUUUAACUCUUUUCCAAAUGAACUCAAGCAACAUCGAUUUCAGUUCAGAAGUAGACAAUAUGAAAAGUAAAUGUGAACCUUCCAAAGGUGUGGUUAACUCACAACCAGGAUAUACCGUUUGUCCAGAUCAAACCGAAAUAAAAUCAUCAGAAGCAGGAUACAUGGACGCUGGCCAGAAAGGCACUUUAGCAUAUGUCUUGCAUACAUCAGGAACUACAGGAAUCCCCAAAAUAGUCAGAGUGCCUCAUAAAUGUAUAGUGCCUAAUAUUCAGCAUCUUAAAUCCAUAUUUGAGAUCACACAGGAUGAUGUGCUAUUCCUGGCUUCUCCUCUCACAUUUGACCCAUCUGUGGUUGAAUUGUUCAUAGCUCUGACAAGUGGAGCCUCUAUUCUUGUUGUACCAAACACCAUUAAAAUGAUGCCUGUGGAGCUCUCUGCUGCUCUGUUUCACCGCCACCAUGUGACAGUGUUGCAGGCAACGCCAACACUUUUCAGGCAGUUUGGAGCUCACAUCAUUAAAUCAAGAGUGUUGUCUGCAAAUACUUCACUUCGUGUCUUAGCCCUUGGUGGUGAAGCAUUUCCUGUACUGAGUCUCCUGAAAAGUUGGAAGCACAAGGAGAACAAAACAAGUAUUUUUAAUCUCUAUGGUAUUACUGAAGUGUCAAGCUGGGCCACUUGCUACAAGAUUCCUGAGGAGGUUUUUAGUGCUGAUUUUAGAACAGAUUUUCCUAUACCAUUGGGAUCACCACUCCUUGGAACAAAACUUGAGGUCAGAGAUGCCAAUGGAUCUGCAGUUCUUGAAGGUGGUGAAGAACGAAUCUGCUUUCUUGAUGAUGAAAUAACUGUGCCACUGGGUACAAUGAGAGAAACAGGGGAUUUUGUAAGAGUGAAGAAUGCAAAGCUGUUCUUCUUGGGUCGGAAAGACAGUCAGAUUAAGCGUCACGGCAAACGUUUUAGUAUUGAAUAUGUGCAGCAGGUUGCUGAAGAUCUUUGCCAGGUAGAAGCUUGUGCAGUCACCUGGUAUCAACAGGAGAAACUUAUCCUGUUCGUUUUACCCAAAGAUGAUUUUGAAGAGAGAGAAACACUUAAGGAACUCCAGAAGCAUCUACCAGCUUAUGCAGUCCCUGAUGAGAUUGUAGUAAUUAAAGCUUUGCCUUUAACAUCACAUGGCAAAGUUGAUAUAUCUGAACUGAACAAGAUUUACCAGAACCAUCUGAACUCCAGAAGGCGUGACAGUAAGCUGAGUGACGCAGAGGAAUUGUGGGAAAGAUUGCUGUAUUUAUGGAAGGUGGACUUACAAGUUUUACCUGAAAGUGGAAUUAGCUGUGGUGUAGGACUUGAAGAAGUAAAUGUAGAGUAUUUAUUUGUCUGUGCUGGUCCUUUUCACAUUGAUGUUUAUGAAGUGAUAAGCCAAGGGAUUGGAUGUGUCCUGGACCCUUUAUGGACAACAGAAGUUGGCCUCCAAAACCAAAGGUCUGUCCUCGGUCUUCCGUGUGAUUACACUGGAAUUUCUAAAAAUGCAGUAUUUCUAUACAGUGGUGGAGACUCCCUAAAGGCACUACGAUUUUAUGAAGAAAUUGAGAUGUUAGUAGGCAAAGCUCUGCCUGGACUCCUUGAAGUUAUUCUCAGCCACUCAAUUGAAGAGGUUUACAGACAUAUUCUUAAAGUGCUGUUUCCAGAUGAAGAGCAAUUAAUGAAUCCUGACAAUGCUGUGAAAAGAAAAUUGAGAGGGAACAGUGGAGAGGAAUUCCUUGGAAAAUAUAUUAAACUGACAUCUGAAAGAGAUCUUGAGAUUGCUUCAGGAUUAAUUCCAUUUAUUGCACUGAACAGAGGAAACCAUUUUUUUUCUAUGAAUUUCACGAAAUCUUCUAUGCAGUCUGAAAAUGCAGUACAGAUAGGAGUGGAACCACUACAGCAACCAUCCUUUCUGCCUUCCAAGACUUCAGAUGUAAUGAAAAGCCAUGAGCAAGGGUCUGAACUGGAGAACAGAAUUUUAACACUUGAAAACAAGGCAAAUAAAAAUGACCAUUCCUCUGUUCAGCAAAUCCAUGCAGAAUGUAAUAAUUCAUCAGUGGCAGAGGUGGCAUUGUGCGUGAGGUGGAAGUCAAACACAAGAAAAUGUGUUGAUGCAUCACCACUGGUUAUAAUACCAGCUAAAGAAGAAGUAUCUGUGUAUGUUGGCUCUCACUCCCAUGCAAUGCAGGCAAUUGAUCUGGAAUUGGGAGAAAUAAAAUGGGAGAAGACCCUUGGAGAUCGAAUUGAAUCUUCUGCCUGUGUAUCCAAGUGUGGAAAUUUCAUUGUUGUUGGUUGUUAUGAUGGCUUAGUGUAUGUGCUUCAAAGCAGAGAUGGAGAAAUACACUGGACUUUUGCCACAGAAGACACUGUGAAAAGCUCUGCAGUUGUAGACCCUUCCAGUGGCCUGGUCUACAUUGGAUCACAUGACCAACAUGUGUAUGCUUUGGAUAUUUAUAAAAAGGUGUGUAUAUGGAAGUUAAAUUGUGAAGCUGGAGCUGUGUUUUCAUCUCCUUGUCUAAGUUCUUUUCCACAUCAUCUCUAUGUUGCUACACUAGGAGGACUAUUUUUGGCUAUUAACCCAGUAAUGGGGAGUAAGAUUUGGAAAAGCAACCUUGGAAAACCACUCUUCUCCUCUCCUCACUGCAAUGAGAACUACGUCUGUGUUGGAUGUGUUGAUGGAAACUUAUAUUGUUACACACAUUCUGGAGAAAAGGUUUGGCAAUUUUCCACUAAUGGGCCAGUGUUUUCAUCUCCAUGCCUCUCAAGUUUAACUGAGCAAGAAAUAUUUUUUGGCUCUCACGACUGCUUUAUCUACUGCUGUAACAUGGAGGGUAAUUUACUGUGGAAAUUUGAAGCCACUUCAAGUGUAUAUGGAACACCAUUCGUUUUCCAAAGUGAUGACUUAAAUAACAAAAUUCUCUUGGCAGCAGUAUCUACAGAUGGCAAAGUGUGGAUCCUGAAUGCCAAGAGUGGAACAGCAGAAGGAGUAGAUAAGCUUCCAGGCGAGGUUUUCUCUUCGCCCGUAGUAUGGGGAACAAAGCUUGUUGUUGGCUGUAGAAAUGAUUAUGUUUAUUGUCUAGAUCUGUAUAUAGCAGGAAAAAAUAACAGUUAAGAUGUUAGGCUGCUUCAUUUUUAUUGUUUAUGUUUGUAAACUAGGAGCUCAUAGGUGCUCUCUACCCCUCUGCCUGUUUUGCUGCAGGCAAGAGAUGCUCCUUGCAGGCUUAUGAGGUAAGAUUUUGCAUCAGGCAGUGUCCAGUGGUGGGGGGAGGAUGGCUGCUCAGUACCUUGCCAGAGAGGGGACAAAGUGUGUAAGGUGCCAUAUUCCACAGCUUGGAUAGCAGGCUGGUCUCCAAGGGAGGAGUGUAUUGCUUUCUCUUAAAUCCAUCCUUGCCUGUGCCUGGCUCUUCCUUGCACCAGACUAGUGUUGGUCUGUCAAGAUUUCUGUGCCAGGCAAGCUAACCCAAGUCCUUUUUUGAAUCUAACUUUUAACUUGGUUUCUGGAGACGUAGCCUGCAUUUCAUAUACCUGGACUUUUACUACAGUUUGUACAAACAGAAUAAGUUCAUCUUUUGUUGACCUAGGCCCAUCAUGGCUUAAUUAAUCUAGCAUAAACUUAGACUCAAUUGAAGUCAGUAGGCAUUGACUCUUGUAUUCUAAAGUGGAAAUAACACUAUAAAUAUUUAUUAAAUUUCACUGACAGGAAUAGUAUGAGUUCCAAGCUGAAGUGUGCACUGCUCAAAUCAACCACUGUCAAAUAAUUUUUUAAGAGAUUUUAAUGAAUGCUGUUUACAUUGUCUUCAUAAGGACUAUUAAUAAAAGGUUGUGUAAAUUGG
This is a messenger RNA of Catharus ustulatus (Swainson's thrush), 4691 nucleotides long. RefSeq names its product aminoadipate-semialdehyde dehydrogenase (gene AASDH). The transcript has 15 exons. NCBI's taxonomy places the organism in Eukaryota, Metazoa, Chordata, Aves, Passeriformes, Turdidae. Gene Ontology annotation, molecular function: protein binding. Gene Ontology annotation, biological process: amino acid activation for nonribosomal peptide biosynthetic process. The record is from RefSeq and is a predicted model, not a curated record. The coding region runs from base 434 to 3970 and encodes 1178 amino acids.